AAUUCCUAAUCCAUUGCCCUAGAAUCAGGGAAAAGUAUGUCCUUUUUUUUUUCUAUUCCAUGGCUUUGAGUGACAGUAUUUUGUGUAUUCUUACUCUGAAAGACCAUCUGCAGAUCCAAAGAGAAAUUGACAAUCAGGACAUACAGUCAACACUAUACAUUGAAAUGGAUUUAGAGGCUGAGAAGGUAGAUGCUGCAAUACAGGCAAGCUGUCUUCUUGUUCAAGGUCUUAGAUAUAAUGGAGACAUAACUAAAACUGUUGAGGACACAGCUAGCUCAAAUAUGCAGAAGCAAUUGAAAGCCUUAACAACAAAAAUGGAUUCAGAUUACAGUAAAGAGUUGACAGCUUUGGGCACUGAUAUACAAGCAAAAAACAAGGUAAGAUUUGAUGACCUGCUAUGGAAACAUGAGGAAGAAAGAAGGAAGAAAAGGGAAAUGCUGAAAGAUUUGUCAACUUUGGAAAAGAAACAAACAUUAGAUGCAAUUGACCAACAGCUGCAAACAGAAAUGAGUGAACUAACAUAUAAAAUUACCCUGCAGCAGAAUGAGGAAAUUGAAAAGCUCAGAAAGGAGUUUGCUGUUGGCAAACAAGUGGGAGUUUCAGACAUUCUGCAGCAUUUUAUUGAGGAUAUAGUUCAGAUGGGAACCCUGAAUUUUGAGAAAGCAGAGUGGCUUAGGAAAGAACACAAGCGGCAACAGGAAGCAAUACACCUCUUAUAUGAUGAUGAAAUUUCUAGACAGAGAAUGAAUCUGGAAGACAAAGUCAUAAAAAGAAAAGCUCUUGCCUUAGCUAGUGAAAUUCAAGCAGAUUGUCACACAGAGAGCCUUAACUUGAUGAUCUCAUUACAGACCAUGCUGAUUACCAACAUGAGAAAACAGCUGAGUCCUGAAAAAGUUGAAGUGUACUUGAAUGAAGCUAAACGUGAGUUCCAAGCAAUCAAAGAUCAGAUGGAUAAGGAGAAGGAGUUAAAACAGAAGGACUUGAUCAAAAAACAUGAUAUUAGUUCACAGAGUAAAACUAAACAAGCGGAGGGUCCAGUUGAUCCAGUCUUGUAUGUGGAUGGUUUGGUGAAGCUGAAAUCCCAGCAUCGGCAAGAGCUUUUUGAGAUAGAUAAUAAAAUUGAUGAGCUUCAGGCAAAGGAACUUGAGGUGGUUAGAAACCAGGUCGCAGAGAAUGCAAAACAAAAACUAAUGGCUGUUGAGAAAACUCUUGUGAACAAACUACAAUCUGAAGGUAUGCAGAGAGAUGUCAUUGACAAACUUAUGCAGACUCAUAAGAAAGAGGUUGAAAAGGUGGCAUCCAGACAGUUGACAGACAAACAGCAGCAGGAGAUGAAGCUCAAG
Molecule: messenger RNA, 1343 nt
Organism: Candidula unifasciata
Lineage: Eukaryota; Metazoa; Mollusca; Gastropoda; Stylommatophora; Geomitridae
Source: the annotation of a GenBank genome assembly